AUGGCCAACCUACUAUUCCAUGCAACUCUAAUUACAACAGCCAUCGUCCUAACUACCCCCCUUCUUUUUUCCCAUAGCCCCAACACAACCAAUAUCACAGCAACCAUAAAACUUGCAACAAUAAUCAGUACCUUACCAUUAAUCCUCUUCACCAGCACUGGCAUACAAUCCAUUACAACAAAUCUUAAUUGAAUUAACAUGAACUUCAACCUUCAAAUCAGCUUCACAUUCGACACUUACGCAGUACUAUUCCUUCCAGUGGCCCUGCUUAUCACCUGGUCAAUUUUAGAGUUUACAAACUGAUACAUAGCCUCAGACCCAAACCACUACAAAUUUUCAAAAUACCUACUACUAUUCUUAAUUGCAAUACUAACCCUCACCACCGCUAAUAAUAUACUUCAACUAUUCAUCGGCUGAGAAGGCGUUGGUAUUAUAUCAUUCCUUCUAAUCAGCUGAUGACACGCACGAACUAACGCCAAUACCGCAGCCCUACAAGCAAUCAUCUAUAAUCGCAUCGGUGACAUUGGACUUAUUCUGUCAAUUACAUGACUAGCUAUAAACUUCGACACAUGAGAAAUACAACAAAUAUUUGCUCACACAACCGUGCCGUCCGCCCCAUUACUCGGACUUAUUCUUGCCGCAGCCGGCAAAUCAGCCCAAUUCGGAUUACACCCAUGGCUGCCCGCAGCCAUGGAGGGCCCCACCCCAGUAUCAGCACUAUUGCACUCAAGCACAAUAGUCGUAGCAGGUGUAUUCCUGCUAAUUCGCUUCCACCCCCUCCUGGAAGCGAAUCCGCUUGCUCUUUCAUCCUGUCUCUGCCUCGGCGCACUCACUACGACAUUUGCUGCCUUGUGUGCACUCACUCAAAACGACAUUAAAAAAAUCAUCGCCUUUUCUACAACCAGCCAACUGGGUCUAAUAAUACUAACUAUCGGGCUAAACCAGCCAGAACUAGCCUUCCUACAUAUCACAACACACGCGUUCUUCAAGGCCAUGUUAUUUCUUUGCUCUGGGUCCAUUAUCCACAACCUAAACGACGAGCAAGACAUCCGAAAAAUAGGCGGGGUACAAAAAACAAUACCCAUCACAACCUCCUGCACAACAUUAGGCAGCCUAGCACUCAUAGGAACUCCAUUCUUAGCGGGCUUCUACACAAAAGAUUUAAUUAUUGAGACAAUAAACACCUCAGCCCUCAACGCCUGAGCCCUAUUAACCACAGUCGCAGCAACUGCACUAACCGCUGCAUAUAGCCUACGACUAGUAUUUUAUGUCCAACUUGACACCCCACGCUAUCUCUCCUGAAAUCGCCCCAACGAAGCCCACUCGUGCCAAGUAGCCCCAAUCCUUCGCCUGGCAGCUGGCAGCAUCCUAGCGGGCCUACUAGUGACCUCAAUUAUCCUGCCUAAUAAAACCCAAAUUAUAACCAUAACAACAAUUACAAAACUCUGCGCCAGCAUGGUCACUCUACUAGGACUCAUCUGCGCACUAGAUCUAACCUGACAAACCACUCAAAUAAAACCCCAAAACAAGACUAUUAGCCACACAACACUAACGCAACUAAUAUUCUUUAAUACCCUUUCACACCGCACCUCACCAAAAAUAAGCCUGACACUAGCCCAAUUAUCCCUACUAUCAAACGACACACUAUGAUAUGAAACCGUUGGGCCCACAACAGUAAAAAAAACUAACAUAGCCCUCGCAAACAAACUAUCCUCAACAAACUCAGCUACAAUCAAAACCUAUCUAAUAACCUUCAUCACUACCUCAGCUGCCACCCUACUUUGACUCAAACUCU
Gekko japonicus is the source of this 1795-nucleotide messenger RNA. NCBI's taxonomy places the organism in Eukaryota, Metazoa, Chordata, Lepidosauria, Squamata, Gekkonidae. The record is from the annotation of a RefSeq genome assembly.